Messenger RNA from Symbiodinium sp. CCMP2456, 303 nucleotides. The record is from the annotation of a GenBank genome assembly. NCBI's taxonomy places the organism in Eukaryota, Dinophyceae, Suessiales, Symbiodiniaceae.
AUGCAUGGGCAGCGUUCGAGUCCACAGCAAAUUGCCGGGUUGAACUCGCGCUGCCCAGGAAGUUCGCCUUGGUGGUGGCGACUCCCUUUAUACCUCUCCCCUUUGGCUUUCUCGCGCGGAAGUUUGCCCGCGGAUGCAGGUCACCAGGAAGGUGUGCGGGCACUGACCGUCGUGGAUGGCCACAUGUACAUCGCCAGCAGGCGACACAUCCAUCGGAUUGCCAUUGCAACGCAAGAGGCGGCGUUUGUAUACCGCGGACAAGGCCUCACACCGAGCAUUGCAGGCGUUCGAGACGGUGUUUGA